CAAUCUAUUUGCAAUUGUUCUUUUGUUACUUGUAUACGAAGUUAUUUUCCGUCUUAUUUCCAGAUUGGAAACGUUGUUAGAGUUUAUGAGGUACCUAAUAUAUUGUACCAGAUCGAAACAUGCGACCCCUUGAAACGGUUGAUCUAUUAUCUACCGCUUACAUUAGGUACCUGUAUUAUUUCCCCUACCUUACAUAUUUCAUCUGUGCUCUAGCUACUACUUAAGUUAUUAAAACGCACCAUUUUCAUUUCAUUUCAUAUAAACAAAUCACCAAGGCUCCCGUUCCGUCAUUCAUUACAACCGCCCCGCAUGGGAACGUGAGAUUUAGUCUGUCUACCUACCUAACUACCUGAGUACUUGAACUUACCACACACACGUUCAAUUCGUCUUUAUCUACCUAAGCUCAAACGCCACCCACGAUGUCCACAACCACCACCACCCCAAGCGCCCUCGGCCCGCUCAUCCGCCUCCGGGGCCUGCGCACCUCGCAGCUGCCGGCGCCCGACGCGCCGUCGCCCGCCGAGCUCGCGCCCCUGCUCCGCGCCAUCCUCCAGGAGGCCCUGCCGUUCAUCGACUCCGCAGCGCCCAAGGCGGGGAGCGGGAGCGGCAGCGACGGGGUCCCGGGGAACACGCAGCAGGGCUGGAGGAGGAGAGGCGCGCACAGGCACACGGACUCGGCGGCGGAAGUCGAGGUGCUGGAGCGGGUGGUGCGGGGGAAGGAGUUGGAGAGGGCGCUUGUGCAGGAGGGGGAUGAGAAGGGGGCAGGGGAGGAAGAGAAAGGGAAAGAGAAGGGGACGGGGAAGGGGAAAGGAAAAGUGAGGGACGAGACCUGGUGCUGCCGCCGGAGCCUGCACGCGGAUAAGCCGGAGAAGGGCACGGCGUCGUGGGCCGAGUUCGUGCGGAGCUUCCGGGACGAGCACGCGGAGACGGAGCGCGCGUUCACGCCGGCGUGCGUGGGGGCGUGGCGGGCGUGGGCGUGGGAUUGUGGCGGCGUUAAUAUUACUACCACCACUACUACUGCUCAGACUCAAGUUUCCGAGGGAGAAGGGGGAGGGGGGGAGACUUGGGGACGGUUCAGUCUGGUCGUGGAGGAGAUGAGGCAUCGGAUCGGGAGGCCGGUGCUCAGGGACAGGACGUUUCCCGUGCUGCAGAUGACGGCGACGAGGAUCUCAGGGGGGGAGGGGGAGGGGGAGGGGGGAGAAGAAGAGGAAGAGGAAGAGUUUGUCGUGGUGAGUAUUCCGGUGCCGGACUUUGGGGACUCGGAGAUGAGUCAGUUGGCGAGGGAGAAGGAUGCGCAGGUCGCGAGGUAUGUUAGCGUGGAGCGGAUCCGGAGGAUAAAGGAUAGGGACGGGGAUGGAGACGGGGACGGGGGAAAGGUGGAGUGGUUGAUGGCGACGGCGAGCGAUGCGGGAGGCGUGCUCCCGGCUUGGGUGCAGAAUAUGGCGGCGCCGGGGGUCAUUUGGAAGGACGUGCCGCUGUUUCUGGGGUGGAUUGCUAAGGAGAGAGGGAAGAGGCAGGGUAAAGAGGCAGGGACAGGGUCAGGGACAGGGUCAAGGACAGGGUAAAUAUGAUGAGGGUAAGGAGACGACGGGAGGUGCUGUAGGGAGUAGAAGUGACUCAGAUGGAGAAGGCAUCGGAGAGUAUAUCAUGAUGUUGUUUAAUGGGAUUUUGGAAUGGAGUGCAAGAGUUAAGAAGGCAACAUAAGGACUUAUAUCCCUUAAUAAGAAUGUAUUAAUAUCACAUACUAAUAUAAUUAUUCGCAAGGCUUAAUAAUAACUAUAGAUUAUGAACUAUUCUCUCU
This is a messenger RNA of Daldinia caldariorum, 1801 nucleotides long. RefSeq lists its product as uncharacterized. The record is from RefSeq and is a predicted model, not a curated record. Lineage: Eukaryota; Fungi; Ascomycota; Sordariomycetes; Xylariales; Hypoxylaceae. The transcript has a single exon. The coding region runs from base 420 to 1565 and encodes 381 amino acids.